AUGGCACCUCUGCCCAUCAAGUUCACAGAAUUGGUCAAUUUGACCAAUGUCGGCAUUGCGCAAGCAUCUAUUGGCUUCACCUCAUGUACUCUCGAAUCGGAUCACUACGUCUGCGUUCGCCAGAAACUCGAUGAAGAUGAUAAGCCACAAGUCAUCAUUGUUGACUUGAAAAACAACAAUGAGGUCAUGCGGCGACCGAUCAAUGCGGACAGUGCUAUCAUGCACUGGAGCAAGAACAUCAUUGCCCUCAAGGCCCAGGGCCGAACGAUCCAGAUCUUCGACCUUGGAGCAAAGCAGAAGCUCAAGUCGGCUGUGAUGAACGAAGAUAUCGUCUACUGGAAGUGGUUCAGCGAGAAGUCCCUGGGUCUGGUUACCGACACCUCCGUUUACCACUGGGACGUUUACGAUGCUACCCAGCAGAACCCGGUGAAGAUGUUCGAUCGUCUUCCCAAUCUUUCGGGAUGUCAAAUCAUCAACUACCGAGUCAACUCCGAAGAAAAGUGGAUGGUCGUGGUCGGCAUCAGUCAACAACAGGGCCGUGUUGUGGGAUCAAUGCAACUUUAUUCCAAGGAGCGCGGCAUCUCACAGUUCAUUGAGGGCCAUGCCGCCGCCUUCGCCGACAUCAACGUCGAAGGCUCUGCCUUGCCCCAUCACCUCUUCACUUUCGCUGUCAGAACUCAGACCGGUGCCAAGCUCCAGAUUGCCGAGAUUGAUCACCAAGAACCGAACCCCCGAUUUCAGAAGAAGGCCGUCGAAGUAUACUUCCCCCAAGAGGCGGUCAAUGAUUUCCCCGUGGCAAUGCAGGUGUCUACCAAAUAUGAUGUGGUAUACCUCGUCACCAAAUACGGAUUUAUUCACCUCUACGAUCUCGAGACUGGUACUUGUAUCUUCAUGAACCGCAUUUCCAGUGAGACUAUCUUCACCACUGCGUCAGAUAAUGACGGUGCUGGCUUGGUCGGUGUCAACCGCAAGGGUCAGGUUCUGGCUGUCAGUGUUGACGAGAACACGAUCAUCGAUUAUUUGAUGAACAACCCCGCUAUGUCGUCUCUUGCAGUGAAGUUAGCUUCUCGGGCCGGACUCCCGGGAGCCGACCACCUUUACCAGCAGCAGUUUGAUACCCUCGUCAACUCAGGUAACUUUGCCGAGGCCGCUAAGGUUGCUGCGAACUCUCCACGAGGAUUCCUCCGCACCCCAGAGACCAUCAAUCGCUUCAAGAACGCUCCCCAGACUGGCCAAAUGUCUGUCAUUCUGCAGUACUUCGGUAUGCUGCUGGACAAGGGGUCCCUUAACCGAUACGAGAGUGUGGAGCUUGUACGGCCUGUACUGCAGCAGAACCGUAAGCAUUUGUUGGAGAAGUGGAUGCGCGAGAAUAAGUUGGAGUCUUCUGAGGAGCUUGGAGAUAUCAUUCGCCCAUACGACAUGAACCUCGCUCUUGGUGUCUAUCUCCAGGCUAAUGUUCCCAACAAGGUUGUCGCUGGUUUUGCUGAAACCGGUCAAUUCGAGAAGAUUCUUGCUUACUCUAAGCAAGUUGGCUAUCAGCCCGACUAUACCCAGCUCCUGCAGCACAUCGUGCGUGUUAACCCCGAGAAAGGCGCAGAGUUUGCCACGCAGCUUGCCAACGAGGAAUCUGGUGCUCUCGUCGACCUUGACCGAGUUGUCGAUGUCUUCCUGUCUCAAAACAUGAUCCAGCAAGCCACUUCCUUCCUCCUUGAUGCACUGAAGGACAACAAGCCCGAGCAUGGUGCUCUCCAGACUCGUCUCCUGGAGAUGAAUUUGGUGAAUGCGCCGCAGGUGGCGGAUGCCAUCCUUGGCAACGAGAUCUUCACCCACUACGAUCGCCCUCGUAUUGCCCAGCUGUGCGAGAAUGCCGGUCUCAUCCAGCGUGCUCUCGAAAACACCGAGGACUCUGCCGUGAUUAAGCGCAACAUUGUCAAGACUGACAAGCUAAGCCCUGAGUGGUUGAUGACCUACUUCGGCCGCUUGUCUGUAGAGCAGACUCUCGACUGCAUGGACACCAUGCUUGAGGCCAACAUUCGCCAGAACCUGCAGGCUGUUGUUCAGAUUGCCACUAAGUUCUCUGAUCUUCUUGGUUCCAACCGCCUCAUCGAUCUCUUCGAAAAGUACCGCACUGCUGAGGGUCUUUACUACUAUCUCGGCAGCAUUGUCAAUCUCAGCGAGGACUCGGAGGUGCAUUUCAAGUACAUCGAGGCCGCUACUGCUAUGGGCCAAGUGACUGAAGUCGAGCGUAUCUGUCGCGAGAGCAACUACUAUAACCCAGAGAAAGUGAAGAACUUCCUGAAGGAGGCGCAUCUGACUGAGCAGCUGCCUCUGAUUAUCGUCUGCGAUCGUUUCAACUUCAUUCACGAUCUGGUGCUGUACCUGUAUCAGAACCAGCAGUUUAAGUCCAUUGAAGUCUACGUACAGCGUGUCAACCCCUCCCGUGCUCCCGCUGUGGUUGGUGGUCUUCUGGAUGUUGACUGCGAGGAGAGUAUCAUUAAGAACCUCCUGUCUACCGUCGACCCAUCUGUUAUUCCCAUUGAUGAGCUCGUCUCUGAGGUUGAGAGCCGCAACCGCCUCAAGUUGCUUUUGCCCUUCCUCGAGGCUACUUUGGCUACCGGCAACCAGCAGCAGGCUGUUUACAACGCCCUUGCCAAGAUCUAUAUCGACAGCAACAACAACCCGGAGAAGUUCCUCAAGGAGAACGAUAUGUAUGAUACUUUGACUGUCGGCAAGUACUGUGAGAAGCGUGACCCCAACCUCGCCUAUAUUGCCUACAGCAAGGGCCAGAAUGACUUGGAGCUCAUCAGUAUCACCAAUGAGAACUCCAUGUACCGUGCUCAGGCUCGCUACCUGGUUGAGCGUGCGGACUCUGAGAUCUGGAACUUUGUCCUGAGCGAGAACAACAUGCACCGCCGCUCACUUGUCGACCAGGUUAUUGCCACCGCCGUUCCUGAGUCCACCGAGCCCGACAAGGUAUCUGUCGCUGUCAAGUGCUUCCUCGAGGCUGAUCUCCCUGGUGAGCUGAUUGAGCUGCUGGAGAAGAUCAUCCUCGAGCCCUCUCCCUUCAGCGACAAUGCUAGCUUGCAGAAUCUGCUCAUGUUGACCGCCGCCAAGGCCGACAAGGGUCGUUUGAUGGAUUAUAUUCACCAACUCAACGAGUUCUCUGCUGAUGAAAUUGCCGAAAUGUGCAUUGGAGUUGGUCUUUAUGAGGAGGCUUUCGAAAUCUUCAAGAAGGUCAACAACCAGCUUGCCGCUGUCAAUGUCCUCGUCGAGAACAUUGUUAGCAUUGAUCGCGCUCAGGAGUUUGCGGAACGUGUUGAGCUGUCGGAAGUCUGGAGCAAGGUCGCCAAGGCUCAGCUGGAUGGCCUUCGUGUGUCUGAUUCGAUUGAAUCCUACAUUCGUGCUGAGGACCCGUCCAACUACCUUGAAGUGAUUGAAACCGCGACCCAUGCUGGUAAAGACGAGGAUCUUGUUAAGUUCCUGCGCAUGGCUCGUAAGACUCUACGUGAGCCCGCCAUCGACACCGGCCUUGCCUUCUGCUUCGCUCGUCUGGAUCAGCUUGCCGAGCUUGAAGACUUCCUUCGAUCCACCAACGUUGCGGAUGUCGAGGCAUCCGGUGACAAGGCUUACGAGGAAGGCUACCACCAGGCCGCUAAGAUCUUCUUCACUAGUAUCUCCAACUGGGCCAAGCUGGCUACUACCUUAGUUCACCUAGAGGAAUACCAGGCUGCUGUGGAAUGUGCCCGCAAGGCCAACAGUGUUAAGGUCUGGAAGCAGGUCAACGAGGCCUGCGUUGACAAGAAGGAGUUUCGCCUUGCCCAAAUUUGUGGUCUAAACCUCAUUGUCCACGCCGAAGAGUUGCAGACCCUUGUCCGUCAGUAUGAGCGUAACGGUUACUUCGAUGAGCUCAUCGCUGUCCUCGAGGCCGGUCUUGGUCUGGAGCGUGCUCACAUGGGUAUGUUUACCGAGCUGGGCAUUGCUCUGUCCAAGUACCACCCCGAUCGUGUGAUGGAACACCUCAAGCUCUUCUGGUCUCGCAUCAACAUCCCCAAGAUGAUCCGUGCCUCUGAGGAGGCCAACCUUUGGCCCGAGCUGGUCUUCCUGUACUGCCACUACGAUGAGUGGGACAACGCUGCUCUGGCGAUGAUGGAGCGUGCGGCCGAUGCCUGGGAGCACCACUCCUUCAAGGACAUCAUUGUCAAAGUUGCCAAUUUGGAGAUUUACUACCGCGCACUCAACUUCUAUCUGCAGGAACAGCCUUUGCUCAUCACCGACCUGCUCCAAGCCCUUACUGCACGCAUUGACGUCAACCGCGUUGUGCGCAUCUUCCAGAGCUCCGACAACAUUCCUUUGAUUAAGCCUUUCUUGCUGAACGUUCAAACUCAGAACAAGCGGGCUGUCAACGAUGCCAUCAACGAGCUUCUGAUUGAGGAGGAGGACUAUAAGACCCUGCGUGACUCCGUGGACAACUAUGACAACUUUGAUGCCGUGGAACUCGCCCAGCGUUUGGAGAAGCACGACUUGAUCUUCUUCCGCCAGAUUGCCGCCAGCAUCUACCGUAAUAACAAGCGGUGGGAGAAGUCAAUUGCGCUUUCCAAGCAGGACAAGCUCUACAAGGAUGCCAUCGAGACUGCUGCCAUCUCUGCUAAGUCCGAGGUGGUGGAGGAUCUCCUUCGUUACUUCGUCGACAUUGGCAGCCGCGAGUGCUACGUGGGCAUGCUGUAUGCUUGCUACGACCUGAUCCGUCCGGACGUGAUCAUGGAGAUUUCCUGGCGCAAGGGCCUGCAUGACUUUACCAUGCCCUUCAUGAUCAACUUCCUCUGCGAGCAAACCCGCACCAUCGAGAUGCUCAAGAAGGACAACGAGGAGCGCAAGUCCCGCGAGAAGACGCAGAAGACCGAGGAGGACAACACUCCUAUCCUGGGUGGCUCACGAUUGAUGCUGACCCAGGGCCCCGCGCCUUCGGCCAGCCCGAUGCCGUACGGCCAGCAGGCCAAUGGUAUCACUCCUCAAGCCACCGGAUACCGUGCGUUCUAG
This is a messenger RNA of Penicillium macrosclerotiorum, 5037 nucleotides long. RefSeq lists its product as uncharacterized. Gene Ontology annotation, molecular function: structural molecule activity; clathrin light chain binding. NCBI's taxonomy places the organism in Eukaryota, Fungi, Ascomycota, Eurotiomycetes, Eurotiales, Aspergillaceae. Gene Ontology annotation, cellular component: clathrin coat of trans-Golgi network vesicle; clathrin complex; actin cortical patch. The transcript is spliced from 6 exons. Gene Ontology annotation, biological process: Golgi to endosome transport; receptor-mediated endocytosis; intracellular protein transport. The coding region runs from base 1 to 5037 and encodes 1678 amino acids. The record is from RefSeq and is a predicted model, not a curated record.